AAAUACUCCGAAGCAUGGAAGAAGACAAGAGUCGCGUGCUCAAAGAACUUUGUUUACCGUAUCGACACUGGUGAGGCUACUCCCAUAGUUGAGCCUCAUCGACAUUUCGCUCCGAAGACAUUAGAAGAACUGAAGCGUUUGACACGUGAGCUACUUGAGGCUGGGGCUAUUCGAAGAUCUACUUCGAAUUGGCUUUCACAACCAGUCAUAGUUGCAAAGAAAGAUGGUUCGAGUCGACUAUGUGUAGACUUUCGAUCAUUGAAUGCGGUUACGAAAUCAGACCCAUUUAAUGCUCCUGACGCUGCUGCCAUAAUCCGUCAACUCGGACACUCAAAAUUGUUCGUAGUGAUGGACCUGAAGAACUCCUUUAAUCAGAUGAAAAUCCAUCCUGAUGACAGGCACAAGACAGCUUUCUGGACCCCACUAGGUCAGAUGGAAUGGCUUGGAGUACCAUUUGGACUUUUGAAUGGAACGUCUGCCCUAGCACGAUGGCUCUACCUAAACGUGAUCGACCUUGAAGGUAUCGCUGUUUAUGUUGAUGAUAUCGUCAUUCAUGCAGAUGAUGAAUCUACACUACUUAAGUACUUUGAAGCCAUGAUGAGACGUCUAUGUGAAAUUGGUGCCCAUGUCAAUGUCGGCAAAUGUAAGUUUGGCAUAGAAGAGAUUGAAUUCCUAGGCUUCAAUAUAAGGGCAGGGAAGUUAACUCCGCCUGUGGAAUCCAUCAAUGCUAUUAAUGCGAUCAAGGUUCCACAUGAUACUACUACCAUCCGUCGAUUCUUAGGGAUGGUUGGGUAUUUCAGGAGUUUCAUACAAGGUUUUGCUGAAAUUGCAGGACCACUCUACGAACUACUUCAAAAAGAUACUACUUUCAAGAUGACUACUGAAAGACUUAAUGCUUUUCACCAAUUACAAAAGGCUUUGACAGAAUGCCCUACUCUUACAAAUCCACAUCCGAGCUGGCCAUAUGUGCUAGAUACCGAUGCUUCUACUACUGCCAUCGGGGCAUGUUUAAUGCAAAUGGAUGAUCUACAUAAUCUACAUCCUGUUCGUUUUGGAUCCCGUCGGUUAACAGCUGCUGAGCGAAAUUGGCCAAUCUACGAAUUAGAAGGAUUCGCUGUCGUUCAUUUCAUAUUAGC
Molecule: messenger RNA, 1136 nt
Organism: Gregarina niphandrodes
Lineage: Eukaryota; Apicomplexa; Conoidasida; Eugregarinorida; Gregarinidae
Product: putative retroelement Pol polyprotein
Exons: 1
Source: RefSeq, a predicted model, not a curated record